AUGGUAGGUUGUUUAGGCGAGCCUAACAUUACCACCCCACCACCGAUAAGCGAAGCGAAGCGCAUUAUAAUCACUCCACUCUACGCUGAGGCAGGCGCGGCAGAAGAGGUAAGCAAAUUAGGUGGAAGAAUCAGCGUGAAUCUUGCAACCCGCCUCGAGAUCAUAUUCAAGAAUGCAGAGUGGAUUUAUGACAUUUCAAACAAAGUUAAACCGGUUGACGACAAACUCACAGAAUUGGGGUUAACGUUGGCGCAGGUUUAUGAAGACCCUGCUUUGGCAGCGAAACUCGGACAGGCACUUGAGGCGGAUAUGGUUAUCGUCGGGAUGGUUGAAAAGCCGAGUCUAACCCGGCGCGACUAUGACCAGCAUCUGAUGAAGCAAGGCAGACAAGGCGGAAUUUCCGGUACAUCUACCUAUAUUCGUACCCGUCUUACCGCCCUUGGUCGUACUCGAGUCAAAGUCAUUGAUACAAACUCUGCGGAGGUUAUUUUUAAUAACCGCAUUCGGUCGUACCUGAAGUACUGGUACGCGUAUCAGACCCAGAUGAGCGGACAACAAAUCUUUAAGACUCCUGAAGAGAGACUUGCCGAUUUGGGGCAAUAUCUCCCACUCAGGAUUGCUUAUACCCUCCAUCCAACUGGAUUAAAGUUGGAAGAAGAACAGCAGAUUUUGCUUAAGCCGGAUGUUGUGUUAAAAGGGACCGGUGGUAUCGUCGAAUUUAAUUAG
Geodia barretti is the source of this 726-nucleotide messenger RNA. The record is from the annotation of a GenBank genome assembly. Lineage: Eukaryota; Metazoa; Porifera; Demospongiae; Tetractinellida; Geodiidae.